Molecule: messenger RNA, 2852 nt
Organism: Ahaetulla prasina
Lineage: Eukaryota; Metazoa; Chordata; Lepidosauria; Squamata; Colubridae
Gene: TMEM200C
Product: transmembrane protein 200C
Exons: 2
Coding region: 528-2204 (558 amino acids)
Source: RefSeq, a predicted model, not a curated record
CGGCAGCAGCAACAGCAGCCGCUUUCACACGGAGCCAUUCAGGAGCAAGAGUCGCAGCAGCGUGGAAGCAGCCGCCGCAGCUCCGCGGGGCAGGGGACGCCGUCCGCGUCGAGCGGCCGCCGCAAUCGCAACCCCUCACAAAAGCCUCCGGGGAAGGCGGAGGGGGAGGGGAGAAGCGCCUGGAGCGGAGGGGCGACCCCGAAAUCCGGAGCGCCAGGCAGGAUGCGGGCUGGAGCGGCGGCCGACGCACUUUGCAGAAACUCCUUCUGCUCGCCGCGCCCGGCGGCUGCGAAUGCAGCGAGGCUGAGGCGAGCGAGAGCCUCGCUGCUCUGACGGGGAUGGCUCCGAGUCGACGGGGGGCGGGCUGGAGGGGCCGCGGGGUCUUCGGCUCCCACCUGCCGGGCUGCAAAGUUUCUCCCGGAUUUCUCUCUGGGCUCCGAGGAACUUGCCUGCAGUUCUGACCUCCCCCCCCCCAUUUUCCCCGGAGCCGAUGCUGCUAUAGGGAACCUUCUCCUGGAUAGCCAGCCAUGAUCGCCACUGGAGGCCUCUUGAGGAUCUCAGCCAGAAAACAGGAUCCCUUGCGGCCUCAGGGCCAAGUCUCCAAACACAAGCGCAAAGCAAAAAAAAAACUCAAGAAUGAUGUGGUGGUGGUGAAGGGCAAGCUCAAAAUCUGCUCCCUCUCUGGCCUCAUUGCUGUCUGUGGCAUUCUAGUGCUGUUUGUGGGGAUUGCCUUGGCUGUGGUUGGCUAUUGGCCCAAACCCCUUUAUAGGACAGGGGGCCUUGGCCAUAGCCCAUUAUUGCAAUCAUAUGGGAAUGCCCCUGAAAGCCACAACAAGAACCACACACAAGAAACCAGAGAAUCUUACCUAGAAAGCAUCAAUUCUUCUUUCUCUGGCAACCAGAAAGCACUUUCUCCAUCUUUACCUGCCCCCGCAUCACCCUCAACAAAUUUGCUUUUCCAUCUUUUCUCUAGAUAUUUGCAUUCAGACAAGCUCAAAGUGCUUGGGCCCCUCAUCAUGGGUAUUGGCAUCUUCUUGUUCAUUUGUGCCAAUGCAGUGCUGCAUGAGAAUCGUGACAAGAAGACUAAGGUUAUCAAUCUGAGGGACCUGUACUCCACUGUCAUAGAUGCACACAGUCUUCGGCCAAAGGAUGGGGCUCCCUCUGCUGUGACCUCGGUCCCAAUAAAUGGUUUUGUUAACUGUGUGCAAUCACGUGGGCUGGAGUUGAAACCUGGCAGCAGCUCAGGAGGAGAAACCUUAGGUGCCACUGCCAUGCUUAGCAAGAAUACCUGGCACCCAUCUGUGAGUGCACCCCUCUCCCCUCCUGACUUGGCUUCCUCACCUCGCUGCUUCCCCAAUUCUAGACAAGAGCAAAUACCCAGCUUGGCUGACGCCGUUUAUAGCAUCUAUAAAGAAAGAGCUGCAUUGGCCCAAAGCACCCGUAACCCAUCUUGUACCCCCACAGAUAGUUGGGACCAGCACAGCACUGCCAGUUCCAUUGUGGGCUCCUCACUGAGCACCUUCACAUUGCUACCACUGGCUCAGGGGGAAAUGGCUAGUGGAGACUAUGGUGACUGGCAGAGGCUGCUGGGUGAACGGGAUGGCCGAGAAAUUCCUCGGGGAGAAUUUGAACUUAGUCUAAAAGAUCUCAGAAGCAGUUACCUAGACACAGCGCAAGAACUGGCAGUGUUGCCCAGGAUGAACAAGCGUAAAGUAGUGCUUCGACGCCAGAGCACAAGCUGCCUCCCUGAUUCCAGGAGAUCCCUGUUCCCUGAGCCCUCUCAGACAUUGGGUAGUAGCACUGACCUUGACUCCAGUCUUUCAGCUAAAGCUUCAUCUUCCAGCUACUCCAGAUCCCUCGAUUUGGGGGAUUCUCAUCUGCCUACACCAUCUGUGGAUCAGAAAGGUUCCCAGAGCACUCAGUGUGAUCAGUACAGAAGCAAUAAGGGCUACACUCCACUGGAAGAGUCGGGCACCUCCUUGGAGUCUGUUGCCAAUACCCCAGCCCAUAAAGCACCUGAAGACUGUGAAGUCAGCUCCAGUGAGGAAAUUGGCUCCUCACAGAGCACCAGCAAGGAACAAAUAGAGCAGCAGCCUUUGAAAAUUCAGAGACAAUAUACAAAUAAAGAGAAACUUUUCAUGAUCUCCAGAUCAGAUGCCAUUGUUGGCCUGGAAGAUGCAGAUCUGGAAAACAUUGGCAUUUAAAAGUUGAAAUAAAUUGGAGACAAACAUCUAAGCAACUUGUAAACCUUCUGCCCCUUGUGGAUCUAGGAAACGGGCCAACAUCCAAAGAGUUGAAGUAGGUUAUCCUUGAAUUGCAUCAAUCAAUUCUUAUAAAAGUCUUCAGGAGAAGCACCUAACAGGUGUUUGUUUGCAUUGUAAGCCUCUUUUCUUUUCAAGCCAAAUUGUAGUCCACAAUGACUGUUCAGUAAAUUCAAUGGAAUAACAGGAAUAGAAUGUUUGACAAUAAUUGUGCACUUUACUGAUUUUUUAAAAUUCUAUUUACCCAUUUUCUUUCUAUCUGUUUUUGCUAUGGCAUACCUGCACACCCUUUCCCAAUCUUUAGAUAAAGGUGGUUUUCAAGCCAGCAAAAUGCAUCUCUCUUGUAAUGUUUUGUUAAUAUGGAACACUGUUUUCAAAGGAUUACAGGUAACAGCUGAAUACUAGGCAAAAGAUGGCAGGUAAAAACCUGCCCUGUUUUUAUUUCUGUAAUAGUAUUAUCAGAAGAAAAAAGGGGUAGCACUGUGGCCAGCCGAACAACCAGAUUCCUAAAUUCAAAUAAUGAGUACUUUAUUGAGUAUUAUUGCACAUGUAUCAAUUAACUGCAUUAAUAAUUAUUUUUAAAUAAAAUAU